AUGGUUUCACCACCGCCCUCCCGCUCCUUCGAAGAUUUGGUCGUUUACCACCUCUGCCUUCCAGUUUCUCGAAUUAACUCGGGCAUCACUGUUCAUCUCCAGGAAUCCCUCAUAGAAGCUGUUCUUCCGGGAAGCUGGAUCCGAGGACGCCGUCUACGUAGUCGAAGAUUUCAUGAGUAUAAUGCGGCGUAUUUCCAGAGCCUUGCUGUGAUGAGGAAAGCUAAAGAAUUGGCUGCGUCUGGAAACGUUAGAGAUCUUGAAGUGUUUGCCAGCUCUGAGUACUAUGAAUCAGCUAAACCGCACUUGCGGGUUCCUCUUACCUCCAAGGUAAAUGAAUUGGCUGAGAAGUAUUCAGGACUGAUGACUUUAAGGAGUGUUGAUUGUCUCCGGCAAGUUGGAUGGCCAUUGCUUGAUCCAGAGGUGGAGAGCCAUAUAGAGAAGGCUCUUCGUAGUGGUCAUGUUUCAUACAAAUUAUCCAUUGCGACUGGUUUCCUGGAUAUAUGGGAAGAAGCUACGUUGUCUAUUAAGAGAGAAGGUUACAGCAUCAACUUUAAUAACGAUCUCAUAGUUGCAGAAAAGUUCUCAGCUUCUACUGCUGUAACAAUUCCGUUUGGGCAGCCUGCAGAAUUUGUUAUAAAUUGUUCAGAUGGUAGCGAACGUUCCUUACGAGCAGAUAAUGGAUCAACAGACCUUAGCUGGCUCUGCAGAGAAAGAAGGGAAAAGAAGAGAGUAUUUUGUUUAGCAAAUGAGACUUUUCGUAUAUAA
Messenger RNA from Microthlaspi erraticum, 765 nucleotides. NCBI's taxonomy places the organism in Eukaryota, Viridiplantae, Streptophyta, Magnoliopsida, Brassicales, Brassicaceae. The record is from the annotation of a GenBank genome assembly.